Messenger RNA from Propithecus coquereli (Coquerel's sifaka), 2327 nucleotides. It is a transcript of the gene SACM1L, whose product is annotated as SAC1 suppressor of actin mutations 1-like (yeast). Lineage: Eukaryota; Metazoa; Chordata; Mammalia; Primates; Indriidae. Gene Ontology annotation, molecular function: phosphatidylinositol-4-phosphate phosphatase activity. The transcript has 21 exons. Gene Ontology annotation, biological process: phosphatidylinositol dephosphorylation. The coding region runs from base 1 to 1716 and encodes 571 amino acids. The record is from RefSeq and is a predicted model, not a curated record. Gene Ontology annotation, cellular component: endoplasmic reticulum.
AUGACCAAAGAAUCCCAGAGGUACCGCAUUUACAGAGACCACUCGUGCAUGAUUAAGAGUAGGCGCUUUGCAGUUUCCAAACCACCUCAGACAACUCCGUGUUCCAAACACAGCUUAAAAGAUGACAUUUCGGGCAAAGUAGCAUUAAAGUUCAAGCCGAGGUGGCGGCGUGGGGCGGGGCGGGCAGAGAGAGAAGGAAGGAGGUGGUGGUGCAGGAUGGCGGCGACGACCUACGAGCGGCUGAAGCUGCAUAUCACACCUGAAAAAUUUUACGUGGAAGCUUGUGAUGAUGGAGCAGAUGAUGUACUUACCAUUGACCGUGUGUCCACAGAGGUUACCCUUGCAGGUAUUUUAUAUGUGAAAAACAAUUUUUAUUUCAGUUGUGCGGAACAACUGGGCACAAUCCGUCUGGUGGCAGGUAAUUAUCUUAUUGUCAUUACCAAAAAGACAAAGAUAGGUGAAUUUUUCAAUCAUGUAAUCUGGAAAGCAACAGAUUUUGAUGUCCUUUCUUAUAAGAAGACAAUGUUGCACUUAACUGAUAUUCAGUUACAAGAUAAUAAAACUUUCCUAGCAAUGCUAAACCAUGUCUUGAGUGUGGAUGGAUUUUACUUUUCAACAACAUAUGAUUUGACCCAUACUUUGCAGCGGCUGUCCAACACUAGUCCAGAAUUCCAAGAAAUGAGCCUCUUGGAAAGGGCAGAUCAGCGGUUUGUAUGGAACGGUCAUCUUCUAAGAGAACUUUCUGCUCAGCCAGAGGUUCAUCGGUUUGCUCUUCCAGUGUUACAUGGCUUUAUUACCAUGCAUUCAUGUUCUAUUAAUGGAAAAUACUUUGAUUGGAUUCUCAUCUCAAGGAGGAGUUGUUUCAGAGCCGGUGUGCGCUAUUAUGUAAGAGGCAUUGAUUCUGAAGGCCAUGCAGCUAACUUUGUAGAAACAGAACAAAUUGUACACUACAAUGGAAGCAAGGCUUCAUUUGUACAGACUCGAGGAUCAAUACCGGUUUUCUGGUCCCAAAGACCAAACCUCAAGUAUAAACCACUGCCACAGAUCAAUAAAGUAGCAAAUCAUGUGUCAAGGGGUAGCAACACCAAGAGACUAGGAGUUUUGCAUGUGGGACAAAAGCUUGAAGAACAAGAUGAAUUUGAAAAGAUUUACAAAAAUGCCUGGGCUGACAAUGCAAAUGCUUGUGCCAAACAAUAUGCGGGAACUGGUGCCUUGAAGACUGACUUUACCAGAACUGGGAAGAGAACUCAGUUGGGACUCAUAAUGGAUGGCUGGAACUCACUAAUACGAUAUUACAAGAACAACUUUUCAGAUGGAUUUAGACAAGAUUCCAUAGACUUAUUUCUUGGGAACUAUUCAGUGGAUGAAUUAGAAUCUCAUAGUCCUUUAAGUGUUCCAAGGGAUUGGAAAUUCCUGGCCGUUAACCAGAAGGGAUCAGAGAAGCCACUUGAACAGAAAUUUGCAACAAUGGUGUCUUCCUUGGGAAGUGGAAUGAUCAGGUACAUUGCCUUUGACUUCCAUAAGGAAUGUGGAAAUAUGAGAUGGGAUCGACUAACUCUUUAUUUUUUUGUAUCAACAGGUGACACUUGGACAGAAACAUUGGCCUAUGUGCUCUUCUGGGGAGUUGCAAGCAUUGGAACGUUUUUUAUUAUUCUUUACAAUGGCAAAGAUUUUGUUGAUGCUCCCAGAUUGGUCCAGAAAGAAAAGAUAGACUGAAUUUGUGUUUGUGGAAAGCGGCUUGGCUUGGAAGAUUCCAUUAUGCAGAACUGGAGUCUUUACUGACCCGCUUUCCACAGCAGCCGAGGUCUUUGUAAUGCCUUUGUCCAAAAGCGCAUCUUGUGCUCUGUGUGAGGUGAUAACAGAAUUGAUCUGAUGUUACUGCCUUGAUGGUUUCUUUAUUAUUGGGAGAGUUAUAUUUAUAAUUUGAAGCUAUUCUAUAAUUAAAAUAUAACCUGAAUUCAGCUCACAGAAUAGAAGCUGAAUCUAUUCAUUAGAUUCUAUUCAUUGUCCAUUUAAUCAACUGUUGCAGAAUAAGUAAUAUAUUUUAAAAAAUCUAGCUUCUUUCUUUAUUUAAAACAGUAAAAUUAUUUUUCUAUCUCAGUUUCAUUAUUGUCAUUGUAGAAGCAGUCACUGUUAGUUAGCAGGCAUACUUUUCCACGUAUCUCUGGACUUCUCAUUAAAGUUUAAUGCUAAGCUAACUAUGUUUAUAAAAUGUAAGUCUCUUACAGACAUCAAGUAGUUAGGUGAUAAUCUGUGACUUCAUGGUAGGGAAGAGGGGAAUGGGGUCUGGGGCUCUUUGACAUUUCCAGCAGGCUGCCUCCUGACUU